AUGCAUGUCAGCUUGGAUCCUCUGGCCGGCCUAGUUGCAUGCGCCGUCGGUGUACUCGUUACCCUUCCUAGCCUUCCUCUUUCCAAGCGAUACAUAAUCAAGAGCAUUGACCGCGUUGUCUCCCCGAUGAUCCCCUUACCAACCACUGUCAUGCACAUGAACCCAAACCAGUUAACGCCUGACAAAAUAUCCGAACAAACUGCUUAUGUAGUAGAGGUUGAUGCCGUGCAGAUGUAUCCUAAUUACCCCUGGAUGGGCAAGAUUGAGAUGACCCUGGCAUGGAAUGUAACGUCAUGCCCUCAAGGGCCAGAGUAA
Fusarium venenatum is the source of this 315-nucleotide messenger RNA. The record is from RefSeq and is a predicted model, not a curated record. NCBI's taxonomy places the organism in Eukaryota, Fungi, Ascomycota, Sordariomycetes, Hypocreales, Nectriaceae.